AUGGAUCCCAGUAUUCUUGCAACCAUGGACCGUGACGCACUGAAAAAGCAGAUCGAAAACAUGAAGUACCAGGCCUCGAUGGAGCGGUGGCCAUUGUCGAAGAGUAUCGCAGCCAUGCGAGAAUAUGUGGAGGAGAACGAAAAGAACGAUCCACUGAUUCACGCACCGGACAAGAAGAAUAAUCCUUGGGCCGAGAAGGGCAAAUGUGUCAUCAUGUAAAUAGCGUCCUAUCUUCUACCGAUACUUCUACUACUACUACUACUACC
Messenger RNA from Anopheles marshallii, 266 nucleotides. RefSeq names its product guanine nucleotide-binding protein subunit gamma-e (gene Ggamma30A). Bases 1 to 219 code for a protein of 72 amino acids. The transcript is spliced from 2 exons. Gene Ontology annotation, cellular component: heterotrimeric G-protein complex. NCBI's taxonomy places the organism in Eukaryota, Metazoa, Arthropoda, Insecta, Diptera, Culicidae. Gene Ontology annotation, molecular function: G-protein beta-subunit binding. The record is from RefSeq and is a predicted model, not a curated record. Gene Ontology annotation, biological process: sensory perception of taste; phospholipase C-activating G protein-coupled receptor signaling pathway.